AUGCCAGGCUUCCUGGUACCCAGUCCUCUGGUGAGGCUGUGUGUGGGCCUCACGUGUGUCUUGUCCCUUUGGAACACAGUGUCUGCUGUUAAAGGAGAAGCCAAGAAGGAAAAAGUCAUGACCCUCCUUCUUACAACAGUGUCUGGCCUUGGAGGAGAAGAGAGGAAGGAAAAGGGGGUGGCUUUUCUCGAUACUACAGAGCUGCCUGCCAGGUCAGUCGAUCUGUCCGCCCUAAAUCUUACAGAGCUGGUGAAUGGAAUGCUGAGUAGAGCUUUAAAAGAUACCAAGAAGUUCUUCUCCCUGCUAAGCAUCACUUCCUACAGCUCCUUUGCCUUCUACAAGUUUUCUGUGGCCAUUUACAACAUUUCUAACCUGAAGACUGUGGACCCUGACAAAUUCCCCACCCGGUACUGUUACUGUCUGAACAACCGGACCAAUGACUUAUCAGAUUUCACAGCCCUACUGGUGGACGUCAUUGGAAAUUCAACCAGCUACCUCACAGAGAUUUUUAAGUCAACUUCCAUCCUCUCAGUGAGCCAAACGAAUGAAUCCGACUGCAUCUUCAUCUGUGUGAUGACAGGAAAGUCAGGAAGGAAUCUUUCUGACUUCUGGGAGAUGGCGGAGAAGUCUCCUGUUAUCAACUACACGUUCACCAGCAGCAUGGCUGGUGUUCUGGGUGAGUCUACCAGGAGCACAGCCAUGACUUCAAAGCUCACGCCCACAAGCCAGCAAAUGCUACCGAGGACAAGCCCUCUGCGCGGAGUCCAGAGCACCAGGGCAUCUGCUCUAAGAACCUCUCCAUGGACAGAGACAACUCCUCCUGCAGAGGGAGAGCAGACCAGGAACACAGACAGGCUUGCCCAGCUUCUCACCAGGGUCACGGCCACACAGGGCAGUGCUUCACCCACCCUCCCAUCCUUGGCUACCAGGAGGUUGGCCAGGAGCCCAUGGGCGACAACGGACAGUCAGGCACGGACUCCCACACUGCCUACGCUCUGGGCACCCGGAGGGCCUCCCUGGGAAAUGCUGUCCUCCACGCUGACAUCGCCUGCUGAGGCCACGGCCACAAGGAGCCUUUCUGGGCCUUCCUCUAGGACAGCAGCCACACAGGGCAGCUCCUCCCAGGCCAGCCCAACCUCAGGAUCCUCCACCCCUGGCACACAGACCCCGAGUCCGACCAAGGCACCAGCUCCAAAAUAUCCACAGACAGGGGACCUCCCUGAAGCAUGGCCACCUACCCAUGGAGAAGAGCCAGCCCUGGUCCAAGGACCCCACCACGUCUCAAGGUGUCCUCAGCUGCUCCUCGAGGAAGGGGCCAUCACAGCUGCUCCCCUCACCCUGGCCAUCCAGAAGCUCAACCCUUGCCUGAUGGAGCUGUGCCGCUUUUUCCAGCAAUGCCUCUGCAUGAGCAGGAAGAGAGACCCGAGGACGGAGGCCGUGAGGUACUGUCUUGAAUACUACUCCUGGUUUCUGAAGAAUGCCACCUACAUCUGUCAGAGGGUGAAACAGAUGCCUCACUCCCAGACCUUAAAACAAAAAUGCCUCCAGAAUAUCUGCCAGUCGGUGUGAGGCCUUGAAAAAGCGAUGGUACCUAUUGAUAAAUUGGACGACAUCUCUUCACCCUGGCCCCUGGCCCGAGUUGGCUGACUUUGCAAAAUUUGCCAGGCUCCAGCUAGGUCAUCAAUUAACUGAAAGAGGUUCUUUUUGGAAGUAGCAUUUCUCUCUCUCCUGUGACUCCUGGGAAGGUGGAAGGCCAAAGUGUUAGAAGCUGCACGGAAACCUAAAUCCAUGCUCAAGUAACCCCCAUGAUGUUCGCAGCAAUCCUGAGACUGGAGAGAUGGCGUGAGGGGUGUCACUCUAGCAAGAAGAAACUAGUCCAGGCACCGAGACCCUGACCCAAAGCGACUUAAACUUGGGAUUGUAGGAAGAGAACAAGAUAGAUAAGGAAAAGUGAGCCCAUGCUGUGAAGAGAUUCACCUAGGAUUUCUCUAUACCAUUAACUCACCCUCAGUUAUGUACAACUCAUCAGA
This is a messenger RNA of Canis lupus familiaris (dog), 2030 nucleotides long. RefSeq names its product HERV-H LTR-associating 1 (gene HHLA1). Bases 1 to 1569 code for a protein of 522 amino acids. The transcript is spliced from 16 exons. Lineage: Eukaryota; Metazoa; Chordata; Mammalia; Carnivora; Canidae. The record is from RefSeq and is a predicted model, not a curated record.